Molecule: messenger RNA, 318 nt
Organism: Mollisia scopiformis
Lineage: Eukaryota; Fungi; Ascomycota; Leotiomycetes; Helotiales; Mollisiaceae
Exons: 3
Coding region: 1-318 (105 amino acids)
Source: RefSeq, a predicted model, not a curated record
AUGUCUUCAGCACAGCAGCAAUCUAUCAACCAGUCGGCCGAAGACAGCGCAGAUGAGCCCAUGAUGGAAGUACCAGACUCACCUCCGGAAUUUGAGCGAUCACCAAUGCAAAGCUUUGCCAGCCAGCCCUCAGGCUCUCAAUCGUCCAAUGCAGUCCGUGUCAACGGCGAAACUGCCACCAAAGUCAACUACGGUGCUCCAGGCUCCAGCUGGCAGACCAAGAAGUUCAAUGAGGAAUACGAAAAGAUGGAGUCUCAACUCUUAGAUAAGCAAUGGGAUCAGAGAUAUGGCGAUCCUCUUAUGCCGAACAGGGGCUAA